Molecule: messenger RNA, 2074 nt
Organism: Oldenlandia corymbosa var. corymbosa
Lineage: Eukaryota; Viridiplantae; Streptophyta; Magnoliopsida; Gentianales; Rubiaceae
Source: the annotation of a GenBank genome assembly
AGUGAGUAUAUAAAUUGAGGUAAUAACGCGUGAAUAUGAAGAGAAGCACCUUGUCCUCUGCAACUCCGAAGUCCUAAAUCUAAAUACCGUUUCAUCUUUCCAAACGCCGCCGUCAACUCACCGCCGCCAAAGGCCACCGCCGUUCUUCCGCCAUACUGUUUGUUGGUAUAAAGUUUAGAAAGUCCCUAUCUUUGUUAAAAUAAAACUCCGGGGAUGGCUUCUUCUUCUUUGCAACUUUUCAGUCUGCCACCACCAUCUCCGGUGCAAAAACACCGACCUUCUUCUUCUGUUAUAAAAUGUAUCUCUACAAGCCCUUCACCGUCUUCGGCGUUGAGCACAAACGGGAGCACCCCUUUGCCUAAUUCAAUCCUAUCAUCACCGCCGAUCAAUUUCUCAGCCAAGUACGUCCCUUUCACCUCCAUAGCCACCGGGUCUCCCACCUCGGAGUGUUACUCUUUGGACGAAAUUGUUUACCGGAGCCGUUCAGGCGGGCUUCUCGACGUCCAACAUGAUAUGGAAGCUUUAAAGCAGUUUGAUGGGGAAUAUUGGAAGGCUCUGUUCGAUUCCCGGGUCGGGAAAACCACUUGGCCGUACGGUUCCGGAGUUUGGUCCAAGAAAGAAUGGGUCUUGCCCGAAAUUGAUGAUGAUGAUAUCGUCAGCGCCUUUGAAGGGAAUUCCAAUCUUUUCUGGGCUGAGCGUUUUGGGAAGAAAUUCGUGGGGAUGAAUGACUUGUGGGUGAAACAUUGUGGGAUUAGUCACACGGGGAGUUUUAAGGAUUUGGGUAUGACUGUUUUGGUUAGCCAGGUGAACCGGCUGAGGAAAAUGAACCGCCCCUUGGUCGGAGUUGGCUGUGCUUCCACCGGAGACACUUCCGCCGCCUUGUCGGCCUACUGCGCCGCCGCUAAUAUACCUUCAAUUGUGUUCCUUCCGGCCAACAAAAUCUCCAUGGCCCAAUUGGUUCAGCCAAUAGCUAAUGGUGCAUUUGUGCUUAGUAUCGAUACAGAUUUCGAUGGCUGCAUGAAAUUGAUCCGGGAAGUCACUUCAGAGCUGCCUAUUUACUUGGCAAAUUCUUUGAACAGUUUGAGGCUUGAAGGACAAAAGACAGCUGCAAUAGAAAUUCUACAGCAAUUCGAUUGGGAGGUUCCUGAUUGGGUCAUCAUCCCUGGUGGGAAUUUAGGCAAUAUUUAUGCAUUUUACAAAGGAUUCAAGAUGUGUCAGGAACUGGGUUUGGUUGAUCGAAUUCCAAGGCUUGUCUGUGCCCAAGCUGCAAAUGCGAAUCCAUUGUAUUUGUACUACAAAUCAGGGUGGAAUCAAUACCAGCCAAUAAAAGCCGAUGCAACUUUUGCUUCCGCUAUACAGAUUGGCGACCCUGUCUCGAUUGACAGAGCUGUUUAUGCUUUGAAGAAUUCAGAUGGCAUUGUUGAGGAGGCGACAGAAGAGGAAUUGAUGGAUGCUAUGGCUAUGGCUGAUUCGACCGGGAUGUUUAUUUGUCCGCAUACGGGUGUGGCCUUAACAGCUCUGAUUAAGCUUAGGGAACGUGGGAUAAUUGGUCCCAAUGAAAGGACUGUUGUUGUUAGUACUGCUCAUGGGUUAAAAUUCACUCAGGCCAAGAUUGAUUAUCAUUCCAAAAACAUCCCAGGUUUGGCUUGCGGGUUGGCGAAUCCUCCGGUGGAAGUGAAAGAUGAUCUCGGAAAGGUUAUGGAUGUCCUGAAGAAUUACUUGGAUAGAAGAUCUUCUUAGCGGUACAUUUGUUUUUUGCAGUGGUACAUUUGUUUUUGCAAGUGUUAUUGUAUACUUUAAACUUUACACGGUUAAGAAUGGAGGUUUAUAUAAAUACAAUAAUGGAGGGUACAUCACCAGGGGAAAAUCUCAAUUUUCUUCUCUCUGUUUCCUUAGUCCUUUAGUACUUAGUUUAUACAGUUUUCUGAUUGAAGUAUUGAGUUCUUGUUCAGUAGAACGCGUUGUUUAUCUUUACUGGCUUAUUCGUUUUUUUCCCUCUUGUAAUAAUAAGAAGAAUAUGACUCGGGAACCAAAGACUUGUUAAUAAUAAAAGACUCGUGUGUUUUUUUUCCCC